Messenger RNA from Cercocebus atys (sooty mangabey), 4643 nucleotides. RefSeq names its product transmembrane protein 19 (gene FAABTP). The coding region runs from base 582 to 1592 and encodes 336 amino acids. Gene Ontology annotation, cellular component: membrane. The transcript has 6 exons. The record is from RefSeq and is a predicted model, not a curated record. NCBI's taxonomy places the organism in Eukaryota, Metazoa, Chordata, Mammalia, Primates, Cercopithecidae.
GGAGGCGCUAAAGGCGGGGGCGCGCGGAGGCGCGGGCUUUGCUCCUGGGGUCUCGGCCUUGGCCAGUUGGACCUGGACCCUAGGGCGCCUUGUGCAGCUGUCCGGACGUGACUGCGUUCAGCCGCGUCGGGCUUGCUUCCCAGACUUGCCCAAGUUAGGGUGCCCUAGCUGCCCCUUUGCAGCCGCGGACCUACGCCUCCCGCGGGUGAGAAGGUUGCGACGGGAGGUGGGUGGAGCUCGCCAGCGCCGGGACCGCGGAUUGGCUGCCUCGGCUUUCUCUUUUCCUCGUGGGGCUCCGGCGUAAGGCGCUGAGCAGCCGGGAGCCGGCCCUCACCGUCUACCGGGUGCCGCUUUGCUUUUGCGGUGAGGCGUUGACCUCGCCCAUAGGAAUUGGAGCUCUCCGUCCAGCAGGAAUUUCCGGAAGGAGUUUGAAUUUUUGUGAUUUUUUUUGCUUGUUUGGUCGGUGGAAUAUGUUGGGAUUUAUGUUUGCCUCUGAACAAGUGUCUUGCUCACCUCGUAAAUGACUUUCUCUCCGAAACGCUAAAUAUUCUGCCCCGCAGGAGCUCACAUCCUUAUUUUCCAUGACAGAUCUUAACGACAAUAUAUGCAAAAGAUAUAUAAAGAUGAUAACUAAUAUAGUUAUAUUGAGCCUGAUCAUUUGCAUUUCCUUAGCUUUCUGGAUUAUGUCAAUGACUGCAAGCACCUAUUAUGGUAACUUACGACCUAUUUCUCCAUGGCGUUGGCUGUUUUCUGUUGUUGUUCCUGUUCUGAUCGUCUCUAAUGGACUUAAAAAGAAAAGUCUAGAUCACAGUGGGGCUCUAGGAGGGCUCGUGGUUGGAUUUAUCCUAACCAUUGCAAAUUUCAGCUUUUUUACCUCUUUGCUGAUGUUUUUCUUGUCUUCUUCAAAACUCACUAAAUGGAAGGGAGAAAUGAAGAAGCGUCUAGAUUCAGAGUAUAAGGAAGGUGGACAAAGGAAUUGGAUUCAGGUAUUCUGUAAUGGAGCUGUACCCACAGAACUGGCCCUGCUGUACAUGAUAGAAAAUGGCCCUGGGGAAAUCCCAGUCGAUUUUUCCAAGCAGUACUCUGCUUCCUGGAUGUGUUUGUCUCUCUUGGCUGCACUGGCCUGCUCUGCUGGAGACACAUGGGCUUCAGAAGUUGGCACAGUUCUGAGUAAAAGUCCUCCAAGACUGAUAACAACCUGGGAGAAAGUUCCAGUUGGUACCAAUGGAGGAGUUACAGUGGUGGGCCUUGUCUCCAGUCUCCUUGGUGGUACCUUUGUGGGCAUUGCAUACUUCCUCACACAGCUGAUUUUUGUGAAUGAUUUAGACAUUUCUGCCCCCCAGUGGCCAAUUAUUGCAUUUGGUGGUUUAGCUGGAUUACUAGGAUCAAUUGUGGACUCAUACUUAGGGGCUAUAAUGCAGUAUACUGGUUUGGAUGAAAGCACUGGCAUGGUGGUCAACAGCCCAACAAAUGAGGCAAAGCACAUAGCAGGGAAACCCAUUCUUGAUAACAAUGCGGUGAAUCUGUUUUCUUCUGUUCUUAUUGCCCUCUUGCUUCCAACUGCUGCUUGGGGUUUUUGGCCCAGGGGAUGAACUUUAUUUCGUUUCCACAGGUUGAAACUGGUAAGUCCAGCUAAAUUUGCAAUUCCAACUUCCAUCCUAAGAAGAAUAAUUGUAAUGGCAAAGCAGAAAUGCCAGCUCCUCCUAUAUUCCAUUGUGAUGGGAUUUCACAUUUUGCUCUCAUCAACUCCCCUGUAACAGCUAGCAUCUUUCUAGUGAAAGAGAAGAAUUCCAAGAACUUAAGCAUAUUUUUUUCUGCUGAAUGGAAGUCUUGAGCAAUGAAGCUAUACUGUCCCUACAUACUGCUAUAUAUUGAACUGAAAGUUCUUACAUAAUCAGUGUCAAGUUUUGUCUUAUUUUGUUUUGUUUGUUUAAACCAGUGUGGGAAAUAAAAGUGAUGAUAUUUAAAAUAGUUCUCAGUUGAAGCAGAGAAAUGCCACUGUGCUAGUUGCCCAAAUGUUAUGUCUAUUUUAAAUAGUUCAGGCUGAUGUGUAUGGAAGCCUAAAUAAGUAUAGUAUCCUGAACUUCUCCCAUUAAUUGCUAUUCACAAUUGGGAAAAGUAUGGAGAUUGGUUCCUAGUGAGUUUUGUGGCCUACUCCACAUUUGUUCUUCCUUCCUCAGGGUUAGUGAUGAAAAAAAGUAAAUAUCUUUUUCAUAUGACCAUUAGAAUGUAUGAAAAAAGUUAUUUUAACUAAAAGCAAAAGAACUUUAUCUUAUAUCUAAAAAAUGUAUACCUUACUAUAGAUGUUUCAGUUGCUCUCUGAGCAGAAAUUAUCUUCAAUUUAAUAUGUGGAAUGUAUUUUCUAGCUUUCUUUGAAUUAUGUAUGGCAGCCUGGUUUAGCAUUGGCAUCCUGAACAGUUAAGAGUCAUUGGGAAAUUAUUGUAUUUCUUUAUGAAUUUACUAUCAUAUCAAUUGCUGGAAAAUGCUAUGGUUUUCUAUUAUUACCUUCUAAGUUGUAUUCUCUCUUACACUGUAACCUCAACUAAGGCAAAUUCUGCUUUUCAGUUUUUUUCUUCACUAUGAUUUACUGUGUGCCAAACGAGUUUUGACAUGGUACAGAGUAUUUUACUAAAAGUAUUUUAAAAUGUUUUUCAUGUGAUUUCUGUACCUUCUUCCUCCUGCCCCUUUUGCUUUUUUAAAGAAAAUGGGGAAGGAUUUAUGAAUAUACCACCAGCAGAGUGGAUAAUGCUUACAAUUCUUUAUUGGUGGCCCUACUAUGGUGAUGAUCUAGAACUGACUGACUUCAGGACAGAAAAAAAAAAAACAAUCACACCCUUAAUCUUUAAGCCAGUCAGAUCAGGGGGUUGCAACAGUUGGGUUAGAACUUCGGGUAUAUAUUGGAAGCACCAGGGCAUGUUUGCUUUUUUCGUUUGUUUGUUUUUUGAGACAGAGUCUCACACUAUGGCCCAGGCUGGACUCCAGCACAGUGGCAUGAUCUCGGCUUACUGUAGCCUCUGCCUCUCGGGUUCACAUGAUUCUCAUGCCUCAGCCACCCAAGUAGCUGGGGUCACAGACGUGCACCAUCAUGCCCGGCUAAUUUUUGUAUUUUUAAUAGAGACAGGGUUACACCAUGUUGGCCAGGCUGGUCUCGAACUCCUGACCUCAAGUGAUCUGCCCACCUCAGCCUCCCAAAGAGCUAUUACAGUUGUGAGCCACUGUGCCCAGCCACCAGGGCAUGUUUUUAAAAAAGUACUGAUGUCUGGGUUUCACACUGCAAAAUUCUGAUUUAUCUGAUCUAAGGUACAGUCUGGAUAUUGAGACUUUUUAAAGCUCUGACUGUACAUUGAAUCAUCAUGUAAGGAGUUUUUAAAACACUGUUGCCAGGGGCCCCUUCUAGACCAAGUCAGUCAGAAUGUUGGACAAUGAGGCCCAUGCAUGGGUAUUUUUACAAAGCUCUCUGGGAGAUUCUAAUGCUUAACCAAGUUGAGAAGCACUGAAUAAGAAUAUCCUGGACCGGGCACAGUGGCUCCUGCUUGUAAUCCCAGCACUUUAGAAGGCCGAGGCGGGUGAAUCACUUGAGGUCAGGAGUUCGAGACCAGCCUGGCCAACAUGGUGAAAUACCGUCUCUACUAAAAAUACAAAAAAUUAGUCAGGUGUGGUGGUGCGUGCCUGUAGUCCCAGCUACUCAGGAGGCUGAGGCGGGAGAAUUGCUGGAACCCGGAGGUGGAGGUUGCAGUGAACCAUGUUUAUACCACUGUACUCCAGCCUGGGCAACAGAGUGAGACUCCAUCUCAAAAAAAAAAAAAAAAAAAAAGAAUAUUUUAAGCACUAGAACUACUGAAUAAGAAUGUCCUAAAGCACUGUAUCUAAGCACUUGAAAAGAAUGGGACUUUUCAGUUUUUGGGAGAUAACUAUUAGCAACAACACAAUAUGUUAUCUUUGUGGAUUAAUAACUUCUGGUAAUUGCAUAGUGUCUUACAGCUACAUCACUUAUAAAAUCAUGUGUCACUUUUCACACAGCCUGCACAUUGUUCUCACAUGCCCUUUUUCUUUCCCCGGAGAUUCAUCCUCAUGACAUACGAGGGGACAAAAAUAUUUAUUGGAACUAUCUUUGGAUUUAGUAGAAUCACUGUAUCAUUAACAGUUUGGGGAAAUAUUGCUUUGCCAUCCUGUAUUUGAAAAUUUAGGUCUAGUUGUGUUUUGCAAUCAAAAUGUUUGAGAUAUUCAAAAACUAAUAGGAUCUGUAUAAAAUAUUUCACUCAAAACUACUGAAAAAAGUCUGGGAUAGCAGCUCAUUAUCAAAUAUACUCCUAUUUUUGUGGUGAUUUAUGAACAUCCCCACUAAGUAUAACUAAAGAUCGUAAAAAGCCUCAGAUCAAGUUUGGUCAGGUUUUGUCACCAAACUUUAUAAAGAAACUGGUUUUCAUAGCUUUUUGGAGAUGAGAAUUGAGGAUAAGAAAUUGUGUCUCUGUCCUUUUUUUUUUUUUGUAAGUCUUAUAUGUAUUUUACUGUAACAUCUUUUGAAUUGGGUAUUUACCUAAUUCAACAUAUUUUUCCUCUUUGCAGAAUGGGCAGUUCAUGUUAAAAACACUUUUCGUGGAAAGAGCUCUAUGUAACAGUAUAAUAAAACUACCUACCUAGCA